Messenger RNA from Panonychus citri (citrus red mite), 2807 nucleotides. Its product is annotated as bone morphogenetic protein receptor type-1A-like. NCBI's taxonomy places the organism in Eukaryota, Metazoa, Arthropoda, Arachnida, Trombidiformes, Tetranychidae. The record is from RefSeq and is a predicted model, not a curated record. Gene Ontology annotation, biological process: protein phosphorylation; cell surface receptor protein serine/threonine kinase signaling pathway; cellular response to growth factor stimulus. Gene Ontology annotation, cellular component: signaling receptor complex; plasma membrane. Gene Ontology annotation, molecular function: transmembrane receptor protein serine/threonine kinase activity; ATP binding. The transcript has 4 exons. The coding region runs from base 1219 to 2610 and encodes 463 amino acids.
GAUGGAAAAUUAAUCCGAGUUAAUUACGAGUUGAUUGUUGAUUGUUCACAAUUUAAACAGUUUGUUAAAUUUUAUUCCAAUUGUUAAGUUAAUUCGGUGAGGAAAAUUAACUUGAUCCGAUGGACGAAUCUUGUUCAACUGAAUUGUUGAACUUAUCUCGUUGUGAUUACUUUCUAACUUGAUCAGUUUCUACCCCAAAGGAGGAUCUUGAAAGUGCCUUUAAAUACUAAGAUUAUCCAACCGAUAAACUCACUUUUAUUUCUACCUAAAAUUAACUUGAAAAUUGAAGUAAAUUGUUUAGAAUUGGAUGGCGAUAGAAAAUCAACCAACCACCCACCCACCCACCUAUUCAUCCACCUUUAGGUCGUUGUUGUUGAGCGAUUUUCUUUUUCAUCUCUCUCUCUCUCUCUCAUUGAAAUUCAUGCUAUCAAACAAUGUGAUUGUUGUUGGCUAACCAACAAUUCUGUUGUUCAUCUCAAUUCACCCAAAUAAUUAUUAAUUAUCACUCGAUUGGUCAAUUGUGUCCUCAAUUUUUUUCGGAAUCAACAGGAACAAUUUUCAUUUUAAUUGGCCUUUUCGAUCACACAAUUAACAACUCACCAGAUUCACUUGAAUCCAUCAAUAGAAUUUUUUUUCUUCAAAUCUUAUAACACAAAUAGCAGGUUAACAUUUGCUUCAUUGGAAGUUUUUUUUAGAGAUUCUCAUGAUACUAAUUAAUCAUCUGAUUGUUAUAAUGCCAAAAAUGGAACCAUGGAGAUCAUGGUUAAUCAUGGAUAAUCAAUUGUUCACCAAUAAUUAACUUCAACUAUCAAGUCGGAAAAGGAAAAUCCUUAAAACAAUCCCAAUCAACAAGACAACAUUGAAAAGGUUUCAAGUGAUUAACUUUUCUAUUACAAUUGAAAAUCAAUUACCAAUAAUAGUUAAUCGUUGAUCAAUCCUUGAUAUUAUUUAGAAACUGUCAAAGUAUAAAUCAAAUUGCAAUUUUGUGACGGAAUCAACCAUAUGAUUAACCCUUGAUUGGUUUAUUGCAGUAAAAAAAAAACACCAAAAAAAGCAACAAUUAAGAAAACAAAAGGUUUCAGUUAAUGAACCAGAAUUUUGAAUGGAUAAAAAGAGCUGAUUAUCAACAUUUAAAUCAUCAUAUAAUUAGUUUAUCAUCAUAACCAUUACAACAACAACAACAACAAUUGAUCACAUCAAUUGCGAACAGAUAAACUUAUGGGCUUUGGUGAUAUUGCUGAGUUUAUAAAGAAAGUUAAUCACACUAACGAAACAACUGAUUGGCCAGAAAAUGUUGAUGGAAAUAUUGAUAAUAUUGAUGUUGGACUGGACCAAAUUGAAGAGGAAACCAUUUUGUUUACUAUUCCACCAACAAGUGUUAUCGCAAUUAUCUUGAUUUCUAUUAUCAUUUUACUAUUCAUCUUAAAUUCAACCACAAAGUGCCAUAAAUCAGUUUACAAAUUUCUCAAAAACUACAACAAACAGUUUAAUCAACUGUUAAUCUUUCACAAUGAUAAAAGGUUCAAUAGAGAUAAAUCAUUAUCAUCGCCAAUUAAAUCAUAUGAAGAAACUUCAUCAAGUCUCUCAUCUUCUGGUAGUGGUCAUGGUGAUGUUUUAUUUAGACAGAGAACAAUUUCCGAUCAGAUUGAUUUCAUUGGAAGAAUUGAAGUUGGCUCUUUUGGACGAGUUUGGGUGUGUAAUUAUCGAGGACAAGCGAUCGCCUGUCGUGUUUACAAUACAAUUGAACGUAAUUUAUGGUCACACGAGGCCGAUAUUCAAAUUCACUUGAAAAAUCCUGAAGUUGUUGGAAUGAUUCAUAAAGAUAUAAGAGAUGAUCCAAUUACUUGUGCGACUAAAUUUCUAAUUUUUACCGAUUAUUUUCCCAAUGGAAGUUUACAUUCAUUUUUAAAACGUCAACCAGUUGACGAGAUUACGAUGAUCAAUUUAAUCUAUUCAAUUGCCCGUGGACUUCAUCAUCUUCAUUCAAUCAUCUUGGGUAAUCCAGAUAAACCGGCGGUAAUUCAUUUCAAUAUUAAAAGUCGUAACAUUAUGGUUGCUAAUUGUGGAUCUCGAUGUUUAAUUAGUGACUUUUCAAGCGCUUGUUUAUAUAACAGGGAAAAUCGAAUCAGUGAAUCACCCAAACUUUUCAAUUCUUCCAGUGAUUCUUUACGCUAUCGAGCACCGGAACUUUUAAACAACAAUCAAGUGCCAAAUGAUUUACAAUUAGCCAGAGCUUGUGAUGUUUACUCUUUGUCUCUGGUAAUUUGGGAAAUUGCUUCAAGAUGUUUACUACUUAGAAUCGAUGGAUCAACUUAUUGGAACAAUUAUAAACUUCCUUAUGAAGAUGAGCUAAAUAAUCAACCACCAAAUGAGCAAACAAUGUAUCAACUUGUCCACCUUAAUCAAGUACGACCAAAAAUAGACAACAAUUGGUUCAACUCACCAAUUUUAACCAAAAUAAUUAAGAUACUUAAUGAAUCUUGGACCAGUUCACCGUCUUCCAGGUUAACAGCACUACGAAUAAUGAAAGAUUUAGAUAAUUUACGAGAAAGUUUACUAUCAAUUGAUGAUGAUAAAAAGAAUAGAUUAAUUUCAAUUGAAUUAUCUUAAAUCAUCUUCACUUUAAUCUCAUUCUAAUCUCAACAAUUAAAAACAAACUUUCUCUCUCUCUCUCUCUCUCUCUCGUUUUCUAUUUCUACCCCCACCAAUAUUUACUUUAUUAUCUUUAUUUUUUUUUCCUUCACUUAAAUUAUAUCCAUUGAGAUUUAUAAUCUUAAUUAAAAUCAAAUUUUUUUCUCCUCUUUUAA